GUCAUCUCAGUCGAUUCCUCACCAAACAACCAAUCCUCUACAUCUACAACACAUUCGAUCCAAAAAUGACAUUGACAGAGAAAACGACCGGCACUACCAAGAACAGACUAGCCAAGCUCUUCUUCAAGUUGGACAAGACCAACACCCUCAAAACCACUGCCACCAACGACACGCUGACAGACGGCAACAAGACAGGGGUCCUCGAUGCUGGCAAGGGCGGCAGCGCCUUUGAUGCCCUCGAUGCCCUGACCAACGGAGGAACAUAUACUGGCACAUACUACAAGACAAACACGUACACCCAUCAAUAAUCCAGCCCUGUGUGUCUUGUAAAUAUGCUUCAUGUUAAAUAUUGCAAAUAUCACCCCAUUUACACAUAGCUUUUAGUCUAAUUGUAAAAUCACUGAUUCUCGAUGAG
Molecule: messenger RNA, 415 nt
Organism: Linderina pennispora
Lineage: Eukaryota; Fungi; Kickxellomycota; Kickxellomycetes; Kickxellales; Kickxellaceae
Exons: 1
Coding region: 66-308 (80 amino acids)
Source: RefSeq, a predicted model, not a curated record